AUGGCGACCCAAACAGACUCCCAGGCUUCAGCGCCGGUUCCCACCAUGCCUCAACCCAAUGAUCCCAGCCGCACGCACAUGUCUGUAUCUUCGUCCUCGUCCGUUUCCGAUGCUGAGACCGAGCGCCGAGGCCGGUCUGAACGUCCCCGCAUGGCCAGUCGGAAGCCUAGUGCAUCCAUACUCGUUCCCCGUGACCAUCCCGAGAUUGAGAUUGAGGAGGAGGAGUUUCCGCCCGACGAUGCUCGUGCUAUGAGUCCGCGUCGUAACUCGGCGGAUUUGGAACGGUUGGGGAAAGAGGCUAGGCAUACUUUGCAGGAACAAGCCAAAGCUCUUCAAUCGUCGCUUCAGGCAUUGGCGGAACGAAUCGACGCGGUGAAAUCGGACCACGACAAGCUCGAGAGCGAGAACAAAUUCCUGCAAGACUACAUCGGUGGAUUGACCCGCAACAUGACCAAGAGCGAUACCCCGAAAAGCAGCAAGGCGCGCAAGUCACAGAAAUAA
Messenger RNA from Aspergillus glaucus CBS 516.65, 501 nucleotides. Its product is annotated as short coiled-coil protein. NCBI's taxonomy places the organism in Eukaryota, Fungi, Ascomycota, Eurotiomycetes, Eurotiales, Aspergillaceae. The record is from RefSeq and is a predicted model, not a curated record. Bases 1 to 501 code for a protein of 166 amino acids. The transcript is spliced from 2 exons. Gene Ontology annotation, cellular component: trans-Golgi network.